Messenger RNA from Clonostachys byssicola, 369 nucleotides. The record is from the annotation of a GenBank genome assembly. Lineage: Eukaryota; Fungi; Ascomycota; Sordariomycetes; Hypocreales; Bionectriaceae.
AUGCCUUCCGAGCCUGACUGGCUCAAGUACACCGGCUUCACGUCGAUGCGUGAACUUGCACUGGAAGCCAUGCGUAAUGAUGCCACGCUGAGAGCUGCCCGCCUACCCCAAACAGAGAACGAGAUACAACGGACCAGGGCGACAGCCCGCCUGAAUCCGGCUAAAAGAGUCAAAGAAAGACCUAACUAUGCCGAGUCCAGUGACGAUGAUGAUGACGAUCAAUCUGAAGAGGAACAAGGUGAUAAGACAGACGCCGAUUUUGUCGUGGAAGAUGGCCCAAAUGAAGCUAUGCCGGACGCCGAUUAUAUUCCUGAAGCUGAAUCUGAACGGGAGUGUCUCAAGCGCGACUUCAAUUGGUGGCUUCUCUGA